UUCUAGGGCCAUGGAAGGGCUGGUCGAGGCUGGCCCAUGCACCGUACAUGUGGUUUUCGAUGGGCGGGAACAUUCAGCCGACAGGAAUUCCAUUUCGGUCACUGAGGAUUGGCAAAUUCCUGCGGUUGUAUGUUACUGCGACAACAAAACCGUAGAUGGUGUCCAGUUCGAUAGAGAUGAUGGAAGGGAAGAACAAAAAGCGAAUUCAAUUUAAUUCCCUUCCAUGCCCUCCCUCGUACUUCAUCCAAUCCAUCCAAUCCCUCCAAUCCUGUUCCCAUUAUUCCUCUUCGUUCUUGUCCCAACCAUCGAUGACCGCGCAGUCGUAUUCGCCCGCACCCGGAAGAACGUCGGACUCGUUCAGGCUUUCUCUAGUAUGAUACCUCGCCAAUGUUUAGCAUGUAUGUGUCCUCUUGAUGAGGAGGCACUUAAAAAGCAGACCGGUAGUGAGCUGCUAAUGACGAAUGGUACUCAGUCUCGGAUGAAUGACGCAACGCCAACAAGAAGAGAAUCAAGCUGGUAUGCACCAGUGGCUCGAAUGCAACAGGAGAAAAUAUGAAACGGGUGUUGAAGCAAUAGCUCAGUAGGCGGCGGCG
Messenger RNA from Cantharellus anzutake, 593 nucleotides. RefSeq lists its product as uncharacterized. The record is from RefSeq and is a predicted model, not a curated record. NCBI's taxonomy places the organism in Eukaryota, Fungi, Basidiomycota, Agaricomycetes, Cantharellales, Hydnaceae. The coding region runs from base 224 to 556 and encodes 110 amino acids. The transcript has a single exon.